UGACAUCGUGCCAAGGAACCCCGCUAGAGACCUCGUGAUAGAUGGCGUGUUGGCACGAGUCCCUGCGUUCUCCAAAUGAACCGGCGGAGCCGUUUGUGCCGCAUGAAAAGCUUUUACCUGCUGCCUCAGCUGUAAUUGAGAUCAUAUGAAUGGCAUCCGUCUGCGGAACCCCAUGCCCCCAACACAUCACCAUGGCUGCUGCUGAGAACACCAGCGUUCUCCCCGGGGCGGGCCGCUGCACCAACUGCAGCUCCUUCGCCCACCCGAGGGUGGACGUGGCCAAGGCGGUGGUCUUGGGGCUGGUGCUGGUGCUGUUUGUCGUGUUCGGGGUCCUCGGCAACAUCCUGGUCAUCCUGUCGGUGAUGCUCCACCGGCACUGGCGCUCCGUGACGCAUUACUUCAUCGCCAACCUGGCCGCAGCGGACCUGCUGCUCAGCUCCGCCGUCCUGCCCUUCUCCGCCACCUCGGAGGCUCUGGGCCGAUGGGUGUUCGGCCGGACCUUCUGCCUCGUCUGGGCCGCUCUGGACGUCCUCUGCUGCACCGCCUCCAUCCUCAGCCUGUGUGUGAUCUCCAUCGACCGCUACCUGGCUGUCAGCUACCCUCUGCGCUACCCCGCCAUGGCCACGGGGCGGCGAGGCCUGGCGGCGGUGGCGGCCCUCUGGGGGCUCUCGGCCGCCAUAUCUGUGGGCCCCCUGUUUGGCUGGAGGGAGCCCGACCCGGAGGACGAGAUGGUGUGCCGCAUCACGGAGGAGCCCGGCUACGCGCUGUUCUCGGCCCUGGGGUCCUUCUACAUCCCUCUGGCCAUCAUCCUGGCCAUGUACUGCCGGGUGUACACUGUGGCCAAGAGAGAGACCAAGACGCUCGGGAGGAGCAGCGAGGGGGCGGGCGUCGAGACGGAAGGGGUGGUGCUGAGGAUACACAGGGGCCACGCCGCUCCGACGGGGAAGCCCGAGGGGGGCGACGAGGGGGCCGCGCCACACAAGCGCAGCACCUUUUCGCUGCCAAGGCUGCUGAAGUUCUCAAGGGAGGAGAAGGCCGCCAAGACUCUCGGAAUUGUUGUCGGGUGCUUUAUUCUGUGCUGGCUGCCUUUUUUCCUGGUUUUACCCAUCGGAUCGAUCUUCCCGUCCUGUAAGCCUUCUGAAACCAUCUUUAAGAUAACUUUCUGGCUGGGAUACCUCAACAGUUGUAUCAACCCCAUCAUCUACCCAUGCUUCAGCCGGGAGUUCAAGAAAGCCUUCCACCACGUGCUGCGUGGACGCUGCCUGAGAACCGGGCUGCCAUCUGCCAAACCGCAGGGACACCUCGCCGCCCACUCCUCCAGUGCGGGCCCUAAGCCCGAUACCCGUGACCGACCGGCCCAAAGCCACGUCCCUCCUUCCCGGUGGGGUUGCUGCGGGCCGCUGUCGACCUCGUCCUCGUCGUCAACCUACGGCCCGGAUCCGGCUCAAGUCCCGAGACGGGGUCUGCUGAAGGCGUGGUGUCUCUCGGCGAGUGGAGCGCCAGCGCCGCAGAACCCUCCCGGGCACGAGCCAGCCAAGGUCCUGCGCCUUUCUCUCGGCGUGACUGGGGAGGCUGUUUGAUCCGCAUACUGAUGCUACACGGUGGAAUAUUCUUGCCUCCAGGCUUGGUGUUUCAUGGAACCUCUUGGGAACAUGCAUGCAUAUUAAAGUCCCACGGAGGCGUCGCCAUGCAGUCCGACGCAGUGACAUUUGCUUCCCGAGCAGGCAGACGAUAACUCUGUCGCCUGCAGGCUUUAUGGCGGUGUGAAUGCCUGCAGUGUCAAAAAAUAUGGCUUGGCAAAGUGAACGAGUAAUAUUUUGAAUUCACUCAACAGCCUGCACUCAGCUGCUCUUCAAAAGAGGCCCGAGCAGUACAUGUCAAAGAGUUUUCAAUAGGAGCUACUGAUCUAGUGAUCAACAGGAGGAAGAAUGUGAUGGAUGAGCUCAGCGUCUUUGGACCAAAAGUGCAUUGAAUGCGAGAAUGGACAGAGAGAUUUCACUUGAAAGCCAAUACAAUUGAUAACGGAAUCUCAUUGAGAUGGCAUCUUAAAAGAACUCCAGGGACCUGAGUUCUUUAAACAUGAGUGGUAUUUCUGCAGGUUGCACAUUCUUACAUUUACUGAAAAUUUUGCAAUCACCGACAGCCCUGAGAUGGCAUCUGGUGUAAGCUGGGUUUUACACGUGUGAACUGUCCUAACUAAAAUGACUGUGUACAAAAAACAGUGGGGAGGUGAGAGGAAUAUUAGUGCUUAUUUGGAUGUGAGAUAAAUAACGGUACAACCUCGCAAUACAGUGCAGUCCCACUUUCGUUGAGGCUGCAUCAAAGUUAAAUCCACUUUUAAUGUUUGACAUGGCAGCUUGUGGUGCUGCUGAAUAAAUGAACAGGUGUUGGGUAGUUUUCUCUCUAUUUUUGAGUACUGUUCCCCUCCCGGUGCAUUUCUCCAGAGUUGUGUUUUGCACCGUGCAAACACCGGAAAAAACUUCAAAAUGUCCUGUUGUUUAAAACUUCUUUAUGAGUUAUUCAGUGGUUCAAAUUGAAUCUGACUGACAUUCACUGUAAUGUGAUGAAACAGAUAUAUACUUUCAGUUCCCACUGUGUUGCAUUCCAACCCCAGCACAGCGCAGGCCUCUUGUCUUCUUUCACUGGACUGGAAAUUAAGCUUACCCCCAUGCCCUAUAGGAGACUUUUACAUGUUUCUUAUUUAUGCAGUGAGUGCACUUAUGCUCAAACUUAAAGAGGACGAAAAAACACUGAGGCGUUCAUCACCACAAGCCUCCCCUCCCACAUUAGAGUUUUUGUCGGAUUAUACAAUGUUGAUGAACUUAUCUUCAUGUUCUCUCUUAAUGUGGCAUUGUGAUGGAGAGACGUCGCUGCGAGGUUGUUGCCAUACAGUUCGCAUCACAAAAAGGUAAAUUCAUUAUAUCCCUGCUGCAAUAGAGGCUAUAUAAACAUAAAGGACUAUACGCUUCAAUACAGAGGUUUAUGAGUCAGAUGACAGCCAGGAAGCUCUUUAUCAACAUUGAGAACUCACUGCACUCAACCCUCCCCGAGUGGCCAUCAGCAUAAUGGCACGGUGCUUGUGUAGCAUGUAUAGCACCUGUGUUCCUCAGCCAGGAAAACAGGCCGCCACGUCACCCGGCGUCGACGUGAACGUUUGAUGGACAGCGCUUUAAUGGCUGCGUUGCAGUGGUCUGAUGGGUUCCUGCGAUUGUUCUCUGCUGCGCUCGGAUUAAAGGCGUCGGCGUUUCACCCUGCAGACAUCAUAUCCGUGAGGAAUGCCUGAGAACGCUUAUCUGGGAAAUGCAAUGCGUUGAAGACGGAUGAUUUUGUCUUUGUGGAAUCACCUGAGGGAACGCGGGAAGAGGAGUAACCUUCGUUGUGCGUCGCUGUACUUAAAACGUGAUGUUAUUGUGAACCGUUCAGGGGGACAAAUGCCUGUGUCUAGACUCUUGUAAACCUCCACGCUUUGCAUCCCUGUAACUGUGUCAGACAACUAAUAAACAUGCAGCUCUCGUUGUCUGGCAUUACACGGCCAGGCACGCAGGGUUUCACUGCAUUAGGCGACUAGUAGGGCAGAAAGAGAUGCAGGGGACUUUUCAUUAGAGGCAUUGGCUGAAUGGGAUAUUAGUAAAUACAAUACAUCUUUAUAUAUUCUUCAGAACCAUUGCAGCGUCGAAAAGUGUAAACAUGGAAAAUUAAUUUUUAUCUCGAGUGACUUUUUCUUCAUGUUUGUAGGUCAAAGCAACCAAUCUCAAUUCAUCCUCCCCUUUUUUUUUCCUGUAAAGCAAAAAUUCACAACUUUGCACAUCUGACGCUGUCUUCAAGGAGAAACGAAACCAUGGAAAAUAUGAAGCAAUGGCAGUAAUACAGGGAGAAUCAUCGGGAACCAUCUACGCUGACAAUGUUGAGACUCAUCUCAUUUAGGGGGACAAGUCAGUAAAAUCCCAAAAGCAAGUUGUUUUAGUAAGGAAAGACAUUAACUUUGGGGUAAGAUUAAGAAUUAAGAAUUUGGCAGGCAGUAGCUGUAUUGCGAAGGUAAUUCCAGGAAAUGAAGGUACGACCUUUAAGCCCCGAACCCUCAGGGACUCAAUCCCUUCGCCUCCCAUCGGCUCAAACAUCAUGAAGGGAAACAAAGCAUCACGUAGUUCGUAGUAAGCAUGCGGCUCUCACUGUCAACACCUCAUUCAAACAGUGUUGCGGGAGCUGUCAUAUUUAGGCACAGCGCGUUGUGAUGACUGGGGUGCUGGCUCCCAUUCCUGCAAAGGGCCGUUCCAUCACAAAUCAUGAUGAUCAUGAUCUAUGAUGACAUUUGACACAUUGGUAACUGUGCCAGGAAGUAAAUGGAGCGUCAUUAUUUCAGCGUCAAAACUGGAGGAAUCCCUCCAAACUUCUUCUGACAGUCUUCUCCUCCCGAGCAUAGAGUUCAAAUUCUAUUGACACUUUUGGAAGACACAACUUCUGCAUGUGGCAAAGCUACAGGAAAGAAAGUACACACAAUCCAACCACGGCUUAAGACAGCUGCGACGUCCCUGUGUCUCUGCAGCGAUUAGAGUUGACAAACUGUCCCCACCGCCUCGUUCUCGUUAAUAAUUCUCUGUUUCGUUGAACGUUUAGAUGACACAAUGUGUCACAAGGGGGGACUGAUUCUCUCCUGCCAGAAAAGAUAAGUGGUGUUUCAUUAGUGAAGAUUAUCUCGCUGAAAGAAAUGUCCUAAGUAUCGUGUUUGCCACCGGGGUAUUUCAUCUUCAACAGUCCAGAAAUCCAAUGAAGAAUUCCUCCCCAGCACCUUUCUAUUUGUGAGCGUACACGGACAACACUGCAGCCCUCUGUCUUUUCACAUCCCUCCUAAAGUAAAGAUGAAAGAGAUCCGACACUAAAAGAGAGUUAACGUUAACCCAUAAUAAAAAGGACCUUUGACAAUCAAAUGCAUGUAUAUCCCACUGGCCUGGCGCCAAUGUAAGUCCCAAAAUGACCCUCUUUUCUCUGAACCUCGCUGUUUUCAGCUGGCUGGAGGUAAACAAGGCAAAGCGGUGCCAUGAUUGAUUUAAUUAGCCGCUUCUUAACAGCUCACGGUGCUGCCACUUGUGUUUGUUAAAUCGUGCAUGUGUGCGCGUGGACUUGAAAUAAUGGGUUUGAAUGGCGACAACCACUAAUUAAAAUGUUUUUGACAAGACGUGUGAGAGGCAGCUCCUCACAUGUAAGAUGUAUUUACUGCAAUACUCUUGUCACUGAACAUUUGUCUGAACAGCCCUCAGACGCCAUCUGAAACAUUGGGUUCUCUUUGCUGCAAGCAAGUUGCUCUCAACUUCAAAACACCUUUUUCUUCGGAGCUAUCCAAAAUUGUGACGGGAUAUUUUGCUAGUUAAGCCACUGAUUUUGCGCUUGUCAAAUUCUAAAUAGCACAAUUUCACAGUGACCGAGCCAAGUGAUUCGAGCGCUCUUAGAAGGCCUCGAGUUCCUUCAGCAGCAAAAGCCCUUUCACAAACGUUUAUGGGGGUGUGAUUCUGUGCACUGAUUUGUGACCACAGUUUGACUCAGGCAGCAAACGAGCACAAGCAAUGCUGCGACUCGUCGUUCCAAAAGGAAAGGCAUACGGAGCUUGAAAGAAAGCAUGAAAAGAAUGCCGGGACACUUCAGUAGACUUGCAUUGAAUUGAUGGAACUUUCCCUGUGGUGCGUUAUCAGGUGAGUGGGCAUUCAAAAGCUUCACCUUUAUAUUUACUAAUUCAAAACAGAUCCAAUCCCCAAUAUAUUUUAUAAGCACUACAAAGCCUUCGUUUUGAUGCACUGUGCCCCAAAGUUAAAGGGCGGUAAUUGGCUUCACUGUUUGUUUGCAUAUUAACUUUUAAAUUGGCAUUAAAGAGCAUUGGCGGAUGUAACUCUUACUGUUACACUUCUAUGUCCAUGGAAACGCAAGCAGUGUGUUUAGCCACAUUCUGCCUCUGUCAUUUAUAAUAUAUUCAAUCAUUUCAUGGAUGGGAAAGUAGGCUGAAUGGUGAGAAUACAGGUGGAUGGGAGUUUGGCCUUUAAGCACUUUCCACUUAAAAUUCAAAGAAAAGAAUCCUUGCAGAAGUAAAAUACAUACUUUUCAUGUGAAUUUCAAACAUUGUGUAUAUAUUUUGUCAUCUUUUCUCACUUCAUCCCCCCUGUGUGCCUCUGAGGGAGGCACAUGAAAGUGCCUCUGAUGUGAAAGAAUGCUUUUAAGUAGGAAACAGUAUCUAUUCAUUAUAGUGCAGGUUUUCACGUCAGGUUCAUAGUUACCUGGUGACGGUUCAACAGAAGUUCCUGGAUGAUUUGGUAUCAACAUGAAUAUGACUGCAGUUGAUUAACAUGCUUUUUAUUCACUCAGUCAAUGGGAUAACCAGAUCACCACAAGAUGCUACAAUGCCAUGACACAAUCUUACAGCUGAUACAAUUGUUCCUUCAUUGGCUGAAGGCAGAUGCGCGUGAACAAGAUGACAGCACUGCCACCUGGUGGAGAAACACAAAACGCAUCCUCCCGGUGGAGGUCUGCUGAGCACAGUGCGGUGUGACGUGUUAGCACCCUGCUGUGCUUGUUUUUGAGGCAAACAUAAGCUGAGCUGGUUAACCCAUCCGGCAGGAGACUAUCCCAUCAUGCACUGGGCAUGAAGGCGGGGUAGAUCCUGGUCUGUCACGGGGCUAAAACAUUCUCACCCAGACGUGAUCUGACCCCUCCAGGUGACCUAACGCCCUAAGACUUGGAACACAGCGCACAGAUCAUCAGCGCUGUAGUGACGCUCGGUUCAAACGGUUCCAUUCAGUCCUACGUACAAAUAAAAAUGUUCUAUAUCUAUAAGCUGCUAAACAGAGUGAAUUAUCUCUUAAAUAGAGCUGUGGGGGGCAGUGGGGGGCCUUCAGGGCCAGCUAAGCCUUCUCUGCUCGCUUAUUAUAAGUAAAAUUCAUGUUUUAUAAGGAUUCCCCCCCCCCCCUUUUCUCAUUGGGCAGCUCCUGUCUUCCUCUCUUUCACUGCUUCCAAUGCAGCUGGUUUUAAAGAGAGCGUUUAUCCAAUCAGAUUCAGCCCCUCUGCAGCUUUGACUGUAAAUACAUUUUGUUUGUAGCAUGUUGGUUGGUCUAUUGUGUUGUGUUAUUAUAUGGUUAAUAUCGUUCCCUCUGAUGUAAUACCUAUUUGAAUGGCCCUUGCUCCUGAGUGUGCUGUGUUUCAGUGGCACAGUUUCGAUGGAUUGUUUUGUUCAAAAUAAAAGUGACUGGUCCAUGUGAGUGUGCUCAUGUGUCAUUGAGUUAAUUACAUAAAGCUAAUUAUGCAGCAUACCGUAAUGGUCAUAUUCAUGUACCUGCAGUUAGUGUAUUGUAGGUGUCGAGCCUCAUGUAACAUUUCAUUUCCCUUUAAAUGUGAAUUACACAAAACGUAUCGAAACAUUUACUGCGGCGUCACAACGAGGUUAUUCGGUUAUUCAACUGUAGCACGGCACAGAAGGCCGAGGUGGAACAUGUGUCGUGCAUCAUGGUUUAUUUAUUCCAGAGAAAAUCAGCUCGUUUCGUCUCGCUCCUUUUGGUUUCUGUGGUUGCCAUGGUCACACGGCGAGCGACAGAUGCCUGCGGUGUGAAAAAAAAGCCUUUUCUGUGUGAGUGUUGCUUCGGUUCCACACGGCAGGGACAGCGUGUCAACUCUGUUGGUUUCCCAAGCGUAACAAGGCCCCUGACCGAACGUAGACAUCAUUCAUAAGGCUGGCUUUACAACCACUGCAUGGCAGCUGAGCCAACAAUGGAGAAUACAUCCAUUAGGGCCGGCUAAUGGAUGUGCCGAUUGCUCUUAUGGAUCCAGUAUGAAAUGUUUGCGUAUGUUCAGUUUGUUUAAAUGAAGAGGGGAAAGGUGGAGAAUGAGAGGCAUUGUUUACUCCGCCCACAUGCAUUUAUUGGGACUCAUUUACAAAAUGUUUUCCAUAGCAUGCAUUAAACAAAGUCGAUUUUUGUCGAGCGUGUGCUUCUUCUAAAUGGCUUGGUGAAUAUAAGGUGCCGUGGAAUAGUAAGUAACUUGUGACUGUAACAAAAAUGAAUCCUAAAAAGGUUUGCUCAGUUUUCUCCGUGUGCUUUUUUCCUUCAGUGUCCACAUUUCACGACUUUCCCAUAAAAUAUCCCAAACAAAAGAAAGAGAGAUUGUAUACCCUUUUUCUCAUUUUUUUUUAAUUCUCUGAAGUCCUUGUUCUUAUUUUUGACAUCACCAUCCAUGGGACUGGAUCGUUUUUCCAUUCUAAGCAAGCAUCCAAGAAACCCUACAGCCAUCAAGACAUAUACCAUCACACAGUUUGCACUUUCACAGGG
This is a messenger RNA of Pungitius pungitius (ninespine stickleback), 8300 nucleotides long. RefSeq names its product alpha-1A adrenergic receptor. Gene Ontology annotation, biological process: cell-cell signaling; positive regulation of heart rate by epinephrine-norepinephrine; positive regulation of cytosolic calcium ion concentration. The record is from RefSeq and is a predicted model, not a curated record. Gene Ontology annotation, cellular component: plasma membrane. Gene Ontology annotation, molecular function: alpha1-adrenergic receptor activity. The transcript has 2 exons. The coding region runs from base 150 to 1580 and encodes 476 amino acids. Lineage: Eukaryota; Metazoa; Chordata; Actinopteri; Perciformes; Gasterosteidae.